CAGUUAUUCCACUCCAUCUCAAACUCCCCUCCCUUUUCAGUGCACUACUAAAUUACAGCAGUUGAAUGAAGCUUGGACUCUUUUCCUCGAAUCGGUUUGGUAUUUUUCCUCAGCUGAGACGAUCGGAAAGAUUCCUCCUGUGGGCUUGCAUCAUGGAGGUUAGCAGUCAGUCCAGCAGUCAGCAAGUUUUGUGGAAAGAUGUGGAAGCAGAAAAGCAAAAGAAGACCAGAUUUCACAACUACCACUGGAUGGCUCUGGUCUUGGCCGUGGUGUUUCUGGUGCUUGCUGUCUGUGUUUUCAGUCUGAGUUAUCUGUGGGGCCCCAGUCUGGGAAAGGUGUAUGACCAUGGGUUUAAAGCUGUGGUGGACGGUGAAGAGAUGAAGAGUGUGGUGGAGAUCAAACCAGACGACCUCACUGAGAUCCUUAGAAUGGGAAACGGCACUAAGGAGGUUGUGGAGGUGCAUGACUUUAAGAAUGGGAUCACUGGGAUAAGGUUUGCAGAACAUCAGAGGUGCUACAUCAGGACCCAAACUAAGGAACUACCCACGGUGACCGAGAUGAAGGCUGAGGACAGAGAGAUGCUGGUUGAUGAGUCCGAGGCCACGGAUAUGAAGGUGGAGGACCCCCGAGUGUGGGUACCUGCUGAGGAGCCCAUCGUUAACCUGGACUUCCUGCUUGACUCAAAGAUCUGGGAGAUUUGCCAGCAGCUGCCUAUCCACUGGAUCCAUCCCUCCCCGAUGACUGAUGGUGAGGUUCAGGAUGUGGACACACCUGAUGCGGAGGUCCCAGGUCAUCGUUUUACCCGGGACAUCCUGGAUCGCGCUCCUGUGAACGAUUAUAGGGAGGUGGGAAUCGAGCUGGAUAGCCAUUUAGAUGACCGUGGCUACUGCUGCCAGCACUGCCGACGUGGCUAUCGCUACUGCCGCCGCUACUUUGAGCCCCUGGGUGGCUACAACCCAUGGCCAUACUACUACCAAGGAGGCCGGGUCAUCUGUCACGUUGUGAUGCCCUGCAACUGGUGGAUCGCACGCAUGCUGGGGAGGAUCUGAUGUGUUGGAGCAGUUUGGGAUUCUGCUUUAUUUUUGUUGAUGAAUUUCUUUAAAAACAGCAUUUUUUAUUCAUUGAUUAUAUCAUCAGUUGCAUUAUUAGCAUUACAUAUUCUGUGCUACCAGAAAAAAUAAAUUGUCCUUGCUUUUUUGAAAUUAU
Cyprinodon tularosa is the source of this 1206-nucleotide messenger RNA. RefSeq names its product tenomodulin (gene tnmd). The record is from RefSeq and is a predicted model, not a curated record. The transcript is spliced from 7 exons. The coding region runs from base 66 to 1049 and encodes 327 amino acids. Gene Ontology annotation, biological process: negative regulation of endothelial cell proliferation; negative regulation of angiogenesis. NCBI's taxonomy places the organism in Eukaryota, Metazoa, Chordata, Actinopteri, Cyprinodontiformes, Cyprinodontidae.